CUUCUCUCAAUGAAAAACUGAAUUUUGUCGAAAUUUCGUACGUUUCUUACUCCGUUUUUAUUUCUUUUCGAAUAAUCAUUCUCCAGAAAAUAGUUUGACGUUUAAAUUUUGGCUAGCUGAAAAAUUUGAAAGUUCUCAUUGCCAGUUGUUUUUCCAGCAACAGUUCCUUUGUAAAUCCUGUAUUCUUUUGUCAUGUCAUCUUAUCAGUCAGUCAACGUCAGCCAGUUCCCGUCGGGAUAGCGUUCGGUGCAGACAUGCCAGUGCUUCUCCCCUGCUCUCACACAGCGUCGCGAAACAUUUGCGAUUCGGAAAAACUUUUCUAAAUUAAACUUUCAAAAUCGUACUUCAACUGUUAAUAAAUCGACGAUGUCGUCAGCGGAGAUUGCAUCGAAAAUGUUUUUGCGCGAAAACGAAACAUUGAACGACUUUUUUAAUCGUUGCAACAAUUUGUCGCACUUCGAUUGUAGUGAAGAAGAGAUGUUGUGGUGGAUGAUGGGGUCCAGACGGUUGCCUUUGAAGGAGAUAGUGCCGAUCAGUAUUGUCUUGGUGGUGAUAUUUCUCACGGGUGUGGUGGGCAAUGUGUGCGUGUGUGUGGUCAUCGUGAAACACCCGGGCUUGCAUACGGCCACCAACUAUUACUUGUUCAGUUUGGCUGUCAGCGAUUUGCUGCUUUUGAUGUUCGGCCUACCCAACGACCUAACAGUGUACUGGCACCAGUACCCCUACAGUCUGGGGUUGGUAUUCUGUAAGCUGCGUGCGCUGAUAUCAGAGGCUGCCACCUACGUGUCCGUAUUGACGAUAUCUGCAUUCUCCUUGGAGCGAUACCUGGCCAUCUGCCACCCUCUGCACCUGUACGCCAUGGCCGGCCUCACCCGCGCCUCGCGCAUCAUCAUGAUCCUGUGGCUGAUCUCCGUCGUGUGCGCAUCUCCGUUCGCCCUCUACAGCGACAUCACCUACAGGGAAUAUCCACCAAAUUCCGGCAACAUGUCACAGCAGUCAGCGUUCUGCGCACUGAUGGCCCCGUCUCCCCUACUGGAACUGAGCAGCAUAUUCUUCUUCUUUGUCCCGGGCAUCCUCAUUCUCUGCCUCUACGUCAGGAUGGGGCUACAUAUCAGAUCCACUCGAAUGAUAAAGACGAAAGUUGGCUUGCUGAAUGGCCACAUCCACGGGGAAACACGACAGUCGAAGUCUCGAAAAACCAUCAUUCGUAUGUUGGCUGCAGUGGUGGUGGCGUUCUUUGUGUGCUGGGCCCCUUUCCACGUGCAGCGCCUGUUCUUCAUCUACGGCGAGGGCAUGGAGCAGUUCCAGCUCAUCAACGAGCACCUGUUCAACGUGGCUGGAGCGCUUUACUACGUGUCAGCUACCGUCAACCCGAUACUGUACAACGUCAUGAGUGGCAGAUACCGGAUAGCGUUCCGAGAGACUUUGCUUUGUAGCGGUCUCAAACGCACCGACUCCCAGCCCUUCACCUUGGAGCACACCAGUUGCCGUGACGUCACCUCCAUGCCGAGCUUCAAGAACAGCUACCGUCUCCGUGACCAACGGGUCUCCUUUAUCAGCAAAGUGGACUACAUAAAAGACCCGACACCAUGCUGCCUGGAAAACGGCGACUUGCUUGAUCACAAAUACUUCGGUGACGUCAAGAAAGUCUAUUUGAGUGAAUGUGAUUCGAAGAGGAGUGAACAAUGACUUUGUUAUUAAGUACCCACAGUGGAUUAAACUUUGAAGGUUGUGUAAGUUUUAACUUAAGAUCCAUUGUUCCGUGGUUAAUAUUAAGUGGCUGGACGGUGUGAAAGGAAAUCAGGGAUAGUUACCUAUUGGACAAGAGAUUUUUUUUCAUUCAUUAUUCCGCAUAAUGAAUAAAGUCGUGCGGUGGAAUUCAGCAAGAAUGUAUAUACUAUUUUUGACGUUGAAUGUUAGACAAUAAGUUAGUAAAAAAACAUGAGCCAAAAGCGUUUAGAAUAGGUUAUUUAAGAAGAGAUUGUAAACGAUAUUACGUUAUUUAUUCACACUUGCAGUGCAUCCAUAAAAAGUAGAUGAGUAUUUAUAAUUCUGUUGGUUAUAUCGGUAAAAAAACGAAAAUAGAAAUUAUGUUUUCAGAUAUGCGCCAAUAUGGCGUCUUACAGGCGUAUGACGUCAAACGGUACCAAAGUAAUCUCACUUCGAUAACAUUUUUACAAGCAAGUAACGUCUUCGACGACAACUACUUUUUAGACAAAAUUGUAACGGUAAGAAAGAAGACAGGUUAGACAGAAGAAAAGAGAAGUGACAUCGCUCUCAAUAUUCAUGUUAAAUAGACAUGCCAAUAAUAAUUGGUACUUUAUUUUCAUGCUGUCAAAUAGCCUAUAACACAAAAAAAUAGCUAUUGUUAAAUAUAUGUGAUUAUUCAUGAAUAAGAUUAUUAUUAUAAAUAAUAAUAAAUAAGAUUUCGCAUAAGCAUUUCAGAUAGUAUAUAAGUUCCUUGGUGUGACCAUAUUCUCUUUUAUGUUUUUUUUCUUCUAUAGAUUAGGGAACGAUUGCUCUCAAACAAUCGGGCCAUAAAAUUGAUUGAUGAUUAUGUGUUGUAAUGAAUAUAAUAUAUUUUUUAAAAAGAAAACUAAAACUUGUCCCAAGUACAGCUGGAUUUCGUUAGUUUAAAAUUUAUUUUACCUGAACUAAUAUUUAAAAAUAUAUUAUUCUAUUUGAACACGACACACCUAUACUCAGCAAGAACUGAGAAAAAAAGGUUUUAGCAUCGGCGUCAUAAAGUUUAUUUUUCCUCGAUUUUUUUCUAAUCUCUGAAUCAUUCAAAAUCUUAUCAGUAGCGGGUCGAUGUUUAGAAAUUAAAAAAAAAACAAUAUCGUUUAUUCAGUCUAGGCUGUUACAAGUACUAUUAAAUGUCGAAAAGCUACGACAUCAAUUUUCCAUCAUAUUAUUCCUUGAACACGCUAAGAGUUAAAUCUUUACCUUUAACAUAGACUCGGUUGGCUUGUAUUAUAUAAAUAAUAUAUAAAGAUUCCUUUGUCAUUGUCAGUAUUAUAAGCACAUAAAUCAUUCUUAACUUUACUUAGAAGUUCAGUAGCUUGUUUACCCCGAUAAGUGGAAAUAAACAAGAUAAGCAAGUACCAACUUCACUGUACAAUGUUGAAACGCCUAAUCUCUUCUGGUACUUAUUUCUUUGGCUGCAGGGCAGAGCCAUCUCUUCGUAUUGUAAGUGGCUUAAUUUCAAACAAAAUACCUUUACAAGUAUUAAACAUUAGAAAGAAGAAAUGAAUAUUGUAGAUUUAUUAUUAUAUAUUUAUUUUUUAAGGCAUCAACUGCUAAAAUUAAUAUUCCGUCUGAAACACGGAAGUGUUUUUUUUUCUAGUAAUAUUACAAUAUUCCCUACCUACAACCUAUUAAAAACUUAAUGUGUAGUAAAAAGUAACCUUAUUACUUGAAAAUAUGCAGGGACCUCAAGUAACAGUCUACUAGUUUUCUUAAUUUUAUUUUUGGACUUGCAUAAAUAAUUUAGUAGUUAUUUACUGUUAUAUACAUUGUAUAACGAGUGGUAUUAAAACACGGAUGUGGGUUGUGAUAAUAGUAGUAUCAAAUGAGUGUUUUAAUACCUAACUAUACCAGUUGCAUAUAGUACUUUAUCUAUACCAAUAUGAAUUCUCUAUCAAAGAUUCUAAAAUCAUGGGGCGUUCUCAGAUCUUAAAUUCAUAAAAAGUUUCCAGCACUGUAGAAACUCGCGUGAAUGUCAAUAUUCUUUUUUUAAAGGGUCUGUCCCCAGCAGUGUUGCCAGGUCCGUUUUUUAAAAAUCGGGAAAAUUCAGAAAAACAGGAGAUCUCCUGUAAAAUCUGGAGACCUGGCAACACUGGUCCCCAGUUUUGAUUGGAGACUAUUAGCACUAAAGAGCUGUAAUUUUGUGGAGAUAUAAUAUAUUUAUAUAUUAUAUCGAUCACGUCGACUAAAUGGUAGAACAAAAUUUAGAAAAAUAUUUUUAAGCUAUUGCAUAGAUUUUAUCGCGGGCUUUGAGCGUGGCGACCGAAUCCAAAAAAUCCGUAACGAAAAUAACGUGACAACUGUGCAUAUGAACACAAUUUCCGCCUUUCACAUAUCGAUCGAAACGGCGCACGUGUUAAAUUUUUGCCACGACCAACGUUCGACGCAUCACCGCGGUUGUCGGUUCAAAUCCCGCACUCGUAUUUUUUUAUUUAUUUUAUUCCUUCUUUUAUAUUUGUUUUAGACCCCAGCACCUGUUCUUAUUUUUAGUUGUCUCCCUUUUAUUUAGACUUCAUAAUUUAAAUUUUUGGACUAAAGAUGGUAAACUGUGGAGCUUGUGGAAGUUUUUUGACGCAAGGCAAUGCUGUUUUUGCUGUGCUUGCCCAAUAAAAUAUCAUAAGGCCUACCUCUAUAUCAAAGAAAAAAAAAUACUGCAUUAAUAAAAUAGAGAUAUAUAUAAUAGAUUUUUAGAGUAGCUCACCUACAUGUAACCUGGGGAUAACCCCAUCGUGUGGGAUAUCGUUGAAUAGGUCCUUUAAAAUAACUAGGGGGUACCUAAGACUAGUUUUCGAUUUAGGGAUCUGUUCGCGACUUAUUGAACUUUAAAGUCCUUAUUUUUGUACGAGUAGGUCGUCGUCGUCGUCGCCCCCCCCCCCCUUAAAAGCAAAACUAUUGAUUUGAAAAACCUGGAAUAAUUUUCAUGAUAGUGCUGUGCUUUUCAUGAACUUUUAAGGAAAACUAUAACGGUUAAGACAGAUUUGUUAGUUUAAGACUAAUAGUCGUUCAAAUUUGGUUAAAGAAAAUUUCUUACAUUAAAAAUUCUUUGCAUUGCAACAAAAUCUAAAAGAAACUAUUUGACAACCACAAUGAAAUAUCAUUAGUUCCACAACGCUACCGCGAAGUACCAACGGCAACGGUUUCUGAGUCGCGCUAACGUUACGUUUCAAAAGAUAUCAUAAUCUUCAAAAGAUCGGCGGUUAUACCUCAUCAUCGCCUUCUCAAGGAAUGAUAGCUUCAAAUGAAGAUUGUAAGGCCCUUCUGGCCAUAAGCAUGAACUAAGGGUGUGUUUUAGUCCGUAAGAGACUGACAUAUCCUUGCAACCGGCUGUAGGGUAUCCUUGAGGAUUUCACACCCGCUCCCCCGCCUGGGAGGAAACAAAAAAAGAUCGGCGGCAUUCACAGGUAUUUGAAAACAAAUUAAUAUCAAAUUGAUUUGUGUUUGAGACGCAGUUUGACUUUGAUUUAGGUAUAUUUGUUGAGAUAUAUCAAUCUAUGUAAUUGAUAUUAAUAGUUUUUCUAAUUUCCGAUAUAGAAAAUAUAGACUCUUGUUCAAAUAUAUUGUGGUAACUACAUGCAACUACGGAACCCUACACUGCGCGUGACACGACACACACUUGGCCGGUUUUUUUAAUAGAUAAUAACCACGCAUCCAGAAGUGAAAAUUGCGGAUGUCUAAUGAAUAAACCCAUGGUGCGGCAGGGAUUUAAAAGCGAAGGAGUGUUAUUAUAAAUUUUAUUUAAAAAAAACAUUAUACCUAACACCCAAAUUGUUUAUUACAUUCUAGUAAAUGAAGACCAGAUCUGACUAUUCAUUUGAUCUUGCAACUGCAACGAACAGACGAGCGUAAUCUUAUUUUAUCUAUGUAUGAAUACAGUUCAUGAAUUAUGUAAGCUGUAACAUUUCGUGAAAUUCGGGAUUUAUUUGCUAUGAUUCUUAAGAUAUCAUCUUAUCUACCCUUAUAUUAAAACAUUUGUUUUAAUCUACCAGUCUACUAAAUUAAAUACCUAAUGAAAUCAUCAUACUGAAAGAGAAUGAAAAUCAUAUUAUUUCAUUAUCUCUCUUCACGACGCGCCUCGCUUGUCUUUUACUUAUAACAAUUUCAUUCAGAAAUAAAUCACAUUGCAUAUUUCAAUAAUUAAAAAAGGCAAAACUAUGACUUGUAUGCUUAGAUUAAAACAAAAAGGGUAGAUACGACACUAGCCUCACAAAAGUGAUCCGCAUGAAUUGUGGUCCACGACCCUAAUCGCUUUAGUCACAACUUGACAUGCAAACGACGUACAUGUGAACGCCAAAAAUAGAUAUUGCUAAUAUUUUGUGUUUAUAUGAUAAAACAAUGCCUAAGUGUGUUUUUAAAAAGUGCUCAAAUUGCUCAAGAACUAAAAAUAAAACUCACGGCAUCACUUUUCAUUCGUAAGUACUAUGAAAUAUAUAUUUUCAUAAAAAAUGCUGUUUGUUUGGAAUCUUAUUCGGUAGUGACGUCGAGUACUGGUCGCGUAAUUGGUCGGUAGUGCAGUGACGCGAAUCUCGCCGUCUCGUUCGCGCUGCCGUUGAAACUUAACGUGCUGUUUCGUUCGGGUCGGUAAUGCAGUGACGCGGAUCUCGCCGUCCCGUUCGCGCUGCCGUGGGAUCAGUUUUUGUUUG
This is a messenger RNA of Chilo suppressalis (striped riceborer), 6386 nucleotides long. Lineage: Eukaryota; Metazoa; Arthropoda; Insecta; Lepidoptera; Crambidae. The record is from the annotation of a GenBank genome assembly.